This is a messenger RNA of Melampsora larici-populina 98AG31, 889 nucleotides long. RefSeq lists its product as uncharacterized. The annotation marks the transcript as partial. The record is from RefSeq and is a predicted model, not a curated record. NCBI's taxonomy places the organism in Eukaryota, Fungi, Basidiomycota, Pucciniomycetes, Pucciniales, Melampsoraceae. The transcript has 2 exons.
AAUUUAGACUAGUUUGCUUUUUUUUUCUUUUCAUCAACGUAAUUUGUAUUGGCCAAUUGGUUUAUUGUCUUUGUACUCAUACUUUUUUUGGUCUCAGACCAUUCGAUUUUUACAACUUCAACUUUCAAAUAUCCAUCCACUUUACCAAAUCAAUCAAUCUAUCAUGCCUUAUCAUCGACCCACCAAUAUCUCUUGUUCAAUCUAUCCACUCGAUCAUCCAACUCAUCCAGUCGGUUUACCAGCUCAAGAACAUCAUGUUCAUUUAGCUUCAUCUUCCAUCACAGGUGCUAUUCAACAAAUCGCCACAAUUGAAUCCACACCAGAUACGACAUUUGAAAUCAAUGUAGAAUUAGAACCUACUUCAUAUUCAUUGGCUCAUCGACCUGAAUCACCAGAAGAGAUGGAUGAUUUUUUAAUUUUUAUAACACUAGAUGGAGUUGAAGUUCAAAGAUCAAAACGUCAUCGAUCUCAACGUGGUCCGACUCGAAUCUCUGGAUGUUUUACAGAUGAUGGUAGAAGUCGAAAGUUUCAGUUUGCUAAACUUACUUUAGUUGAUCCGGAUGAUCCGAUUGAAGGAAAUCAAAAUGAAAAAAUCGAAUCUAAGAUUUGUAUGGAUGAAAAGAUUUGUCAAGCUUUAGGUACGAUUAAAGUGGAUAUCGUUAGAUGUCGUUUAAGUGAAAAGAAACCUAUCAAUCCUCGUCAUUCGAAUUCCAAUAACAAUAAUCAUCAUAAUAAUCGUAGACCUGGUAAAGAUUUAAAAACUACUAAUCAAAUGACCUUUUCAGAAAGAACUAAAAAAGUUUUGUUAAGUGAUACCGCUGGAUUAAGUGAAGCUAGUGUGGUGGCUAAUGGGAAUCGAGCUUCAGCUUUUAAUGGAACUAAACGUUCG